CCCACGCCUUCUCACCUCCAGCAAGUGGGGGUCGGCCGAUUGUUGAUUGCUAGUUCGGUACUUGGAGCCACUCACGCGAGACAACAUCGUGGAUGUACCCAGUCCACAGGUUGGUCGUAUGGGCGCUGGCGCCUGCGGUCCCCUGCCUCGUUUUCGGGCUGUUCAGCCGAGCCGCGUGGCACGAGAGCCCGCACUUCUUGGCGGCCCAGCGAAGAGGGCGGGAUUUGGUUUCGUCGUUGAACGUCAUGUUCGAAAUGAAUUGCAGGCCCGACUGCAGGAUCGUGCUGGACAGGGGCAUCCACGCCGAGCCGCCCGAGGAGGAGCCAUCCCGGGAGGCCUUCGUGAAGGUCCUCUCAGAGUACCCGUACUGGUUUCAUUGGAGGCGCCUCUCGGCCAUGUCGCCGCCGCCAGCGCCUCGCGCAGGGGACUCGUCGGGACUUGAGGGCGCCCCGCUCGGGCGCUGCGACGGCACGGUGGCGACUUCAGGCGUGCCAGUGCUUUGGUGCGAGCUGGUCUCUGGAGGGAUGCUGGGGUUCUGGCCUCAAGUCUUCGCCGACGUCGACAACGACUUCGGCUCCAGGGAGCUCCCCGGCUUCAAGCUGCUGGUGGCCGCGAUGGUGGCCAUCCCCGGGGCGCUGAUGGCCUUAUUCCUGGUGUCUAUCUGGGAUGCCUGUUCGGCGAAGCCCUCGGAGGAGCGUGACCAGACUGAGAUCGAGACGAGGGCGGAGGAGGCCCGGCGGGGGCUCCCGCGCCGCGCCACGCUGGCGGCGUCCGCGACGGUCUGCGGAGGCGGUGCGCUGAUGCUGCUGCGGCUGGGCCCGUCGCCUUGGAUGGGCAUAACUGGGCUAGUGCUGAUGCAGCUGCUCUCGCCCUCGUGGUUCGUGGUGGUGCUGGUGUACCCCGCCGAGGUCUUCCCGACGCAGAUCCGCGCAAGCGCCUUGUCCGGAUCCUACUUCCUGGGGCUCUGCGGCGCGGAGAUGGUGCAGUUCAUGACUUCCUUCGUCGACAACACCUGGUGUCUCGUCAUCUACGCCUGUGCCGCGUUCGUGUCAGCGCUGCUUGUCCAGUUGCUGCCAGAAACGAACGACAGUGAGCUGCUCAACAACUGGACGCCCGAGUCGCUCACUGUCUUCAUGCCUCCGUACGCGAGCGACUGCUGCGACGACGACGGCCCCGAGACAGGCUACGGCUCCUUCGCCGAGGGUGUGCCCGUUGCAAAGGGCUGCCUGCGAGAGACCAGCGCAUCGCAUGAGGCGUGCCCUGCCGCCCGCCUCUUGGGCGGCCUCGUGUGGGCCCGUCUCCGGGUGCCCGGCGCGAUCGGCUGGGACCGCCGGCACGUGCGGGGAGAAGCGCCGGGAGGAGAACCCCGGCGCGCCCCGCCAGGGCCUCAGGCUGAGGAUCGACUACCUCGGCGUCAACGCCAGGGUCAUGGGGGGCGGGGCUCAAGCUAG
Molecule: messenger RNA, 1451 nt
Organism: Prorocentrum cordatum
Lineage: Eukaryota; Dinophyceae; Prorocentrales; Prorocentraceae
Source: the annotation of a GenBank genome assembly